Molecule: messenger RNA, 1985 nt
Organism: Stegastes partitus (bicolor damselfish)
Lineage: Eukaryota; Metazoa; Chordata; Actinopteri; Pomacentridae
Gene: wars2
Product: tryptophanyl tRNA synthetase 2, mitochondrial
Exons: 6
Coding region: 60-1058 (332 amino acids)
Biological process (GO): mitochondrial tryptophanyl-tRNA aminoacylation
Cellular component (GO): mitochondrion; mitochondrial matrix
Molecular function (GO): ATP binding; tryptophan-tRNA ligase activity
Source: RefSeq, a predicted model, not a curated record
GGUUCAUUCAGAGGUUUAAAGUCUGUAAAAGGUCCGUGAGCUCCGCGGUGCGUCCGGACAUGAAGGAGCCUCCGGUCACCAGUCGUGUCUUCUCAGGGAUCCAGCCGACCGGAGUCCCCCACCUGGGCAACUACCUGGGCGCCCUGGAGAACUGGGUGGCCCUGCAGAACCAGUACCCGUCGGUCCUGUACAGCAUCGUGGACCUGCACUCCAUCACGCAGCCUCAGGACCCGAAGCUGCUCCGGACCAACAUCCUGGACAUGGCGGCCACGCUGCUGGCCUGUGGCAUCAACCCCAAGAAGGCCGUCGUCUUCCAGCAGUCUCAGGUGUCUGAACACGCGGAGCUCUCCUGGAUCCUCGGCUGUCUCACCAGCAUGCCUCGACUUCGCCACCUCCCGCAGUGGAAGAUGAAGAGCAAGCAGAAGAGCGAAGGCAGCGUGGGCCUCUACACCUACCCCGUCCUGCAGGCUGCAGACAUCCUGCUCUACAAGUCGACUCACGUCCCCGUCGGAGAGGACCAGGUCCAGCAUCUGGAGCUCGCUCAGGAUCUCGCUCGCAUCUUCAACCACCGGUUCGGAGAGCUGUUCCCCGAACCUCGCGCUCUGCUCAGUUCCACCCGGAAGGUCAAGUCUCUCCGCGACCCGACGGCCAAGAUGUCCAAGUCCGACCCGCAGGCGUCGGCCACCAUCUUCAUCACCGACCCUCCGGACGCCGUCGCCCUGAAGAUCCGCCGCGCCGUCACCGACUUCACCUCCGAGGUGACCUUCGACCCGGAGGCCCGGCCCGGCGUCUCCAACCUGGUGGCCAUCCACGCCGCCGUGGCGAGCAUCAGCGUGGAGGAGGCGGUCUCCCAGGCGACGGGGCUGGACACCGGCGCCUACAAGCAGCUGGUGACGGAGGCGGUGGUCCGCAGGCUGGCGCCCAUCAGGCAGGAGGUGGAGCGGCUGCAGGCCGACCCGGCCCACCUGGAGGAGGUCCUGGCUCGUGGCGCCUGCCGGGCCCGCGAGCUGGCGGCACCGGUGCUGAGGGAGGUCCGGAGGAGGGUCGGGUUCUGCUGAGAGGCGCCGGCCGGACUUUAAAACGCGAGAAAGACUCAGCAGGUGAACGUUUGAUUUGAUCCGCUGACGUGGAACCGACUCUGGACUCAGCGGUUCUGACUUCUGACUCGUUGGCGCUCCGCCGCUUAUUUAUUCUCAUCUGUUGACAACAAACAAACGCUGACGUUCUGACUUGUUCACAACAGAACCGUCAGAACCGUAAACAGAACUGACCGGGACGUGAGUCAGAACUCGGUGCUGUUUGGUCACAUUCAGGCCAGAAGGACAAACAGCAGCUCCUCCGUCCUCCUGUCUGUCUGUUUCUGUCGUCUCAUUGGUCUGUACAGCGUCCAACUGUUGGGCCUCAGAAAUCAUUAAAAGUUCCAGAAGACAACGUUUGAUGUUCUGAUCUCACUCUGGAGGUGUCGUGCUGCACAGAGGAACGUCCGUCCAGGAUCAUGUCCAGCUCAUUUAUUCACCUUUAAACGCUGCCACUCGCUCUGUUUCUAUCUCAGAGCCGCUAAACGAGCUUCAGCCUCCGUUUGUUAGUCUCGUGUGCUUCGUGUUAAAUGAAGGAGGAAUGUUCAUGUUUGAACGUUUGGCAGCUUCUCCGUUGCUCUGAACUCCUUCUAGCUCCAUGUUUAGUUUUUUUAAUGUUCUCUACAACAUUUCUCUUCACCAAAAUGUUUUGCUGCCAAAAAUCAUUGAAACGUAUGAAAACAUCGUUCACAGUGAUCAUGAACAUGUUGAUCAUUUAUAAUGAAUGCUGCAGGAUCAAUAUUCAUGUUUAACCCUUUAUGCUCCUACACGCUGCACACUUCCUGUCUGGCUGAUCACAUCCUUUCAUCGUGUGAAAAAACAAUUCUGUGAAACAUGACUUUUAUUUUAUUCAGGAUCUUUUGUUUUUCUAUUAAACGCUGCAGGAGAACAGUUCCUGUUUUAACCCUU